Juglans microcarpa x Juglans regia is the source of this 426-nucleotide messenger RNA. RefSeq lists its product as uncharacterized. Bases 1 to 426 code for a protein of 141 amino acids. The transcript has a single exon. NCBI's taxonomy places the organism in Eukaryota, Viridiplantae, Streptophyta, Magnoliopsida, Fagales, Juglandaceae. The record is from RefSeq and is a predicted model, not a curated record.
AUGAAAAAAAGAGGGGGUAACCCUAGACCUAAAUGGCAGAUUACUGCAUUCCGAAAUGUGGUCAAUGAGUGUGAGUUGAAGGACUUGGGAAUUAGGGGGCAGAAAUUUACUUGGAGUAAUCGUAGGAAUGCAGUGCACUAUGUUCAUGAAAGACUAGAUAGGGCUUUUGCAAAUUUACAAUGGUGGUCUAGAUUUCCUUUUGCCUCUGUUGUACAUGGAUUAGUGGCAUACUCUGAUCAUAUCCCUCUCUGGGUUAAAACUAAUGGUGAGGAGGUCCCUGUGAAGCUCAAAAAACUUUUUAAAUUUGAGUCAAUGUGGGUAGGGGAGAAAGCCUAUGAGGAUAUUAUCACGUCCACUUGGAGGAGGGAUGGGGUUGGUUGUAGUAUGGCUAAGGUAAUGGGUUUGAUAAAGGAGAGUGGUGAUUAG